CGCACGCCACCUAUAUUAACUGCGUCGCCUGAAAGCACAACUCAUUUCCCGACUAGCGAACCGUGUUAUUUUGACUCAAUUCGUGGUUGUAUUCAUUUACUAAAGCACUUUACACUAUUUUUACUACUUGCUAAAAAGGUUGAUACACUAAAAUUCAACAAUUGUUCGGUCAUUUGCGACCCCUUCGUACAUUAAUUAAAAAAAAUAGAAUAGACAUAUCACUAUGCGAGUCUGUAUCGCUUACAAGUAAUUUCUUCUUAUUUUAUUCUGUCGCUCUACCGUUCUAUGAACGACUGGCCUGAAAUAUGCCAACGAUAACAAAAUGGCGUUCGCCAAGAUUCAUUCCCUUCGCAAUUUGACAUUUAAUUUAACAACAUUAGUGGCGAAAUAUCAACAAAACGACAUGAACAUAAUAAAACUGAUGCCUGCAGUCGUUCGAUCGAUUCCAUGUCGUAACUCGAGUUUUAGAAGUUCUAAACCAGUCGAAGAAGUUAGUAAUUUACCUGAAUAUGAAAUUAUUCCAAAUCCUCCAGAAUGGAAAUUUGUAGAGCAACUGUUACCCCUAAAGGCAGUGCCAAAUCCUAUUAUGAAAGAAUCUUACCCCUCAGGGUGGAAACCUCAAGAUCCAUCGUGUGUAAAUAAUCCGUACUAUAUUGCAAGAACUAGAAAUCAUAUGCUACCAGUAUAUUUAAAAUUAUCGCACAGAAAUUUGAGAAAACUGACUCAAGUAAAGAGAAUUCAAGGUGAUAUUUGGAAAUUAGCUUCAGAGUUGAAAGAAUAUACGGAACAAAAAAUGAAACGAAAGGUAGCAACACAAGUGAAUGAAUUAGCAGGUCAAAUAUUAUUAAAAGGUGAUUAUGUAGCUUAUGUCGAAGAGUAUUUAUUAAAUAAAGGUUUUUAA
Ctenocephalides felis (cat flea) is the source of this 901-nucleotide messenger RNA. Its product is annotated as probable 39S ribosomal protein L49, mitochondrial. Gene Ontology annotation, molecular function: structural constituent of ribosome. Gene Ontology annotation, cellular component: ribosome; mitochondrial large ribosomal subunit. Lineage: Eukaryota; Metazoa; Arthropoda; Insecta; Siphonaptera; Pulicidae. The record is from RefSeq and is a predicted model, not a curated record. The coding region runs from base 323 to 901 and encodes 192 amino acids. Gene Ontology annotation, biological process: translation. The transcript has 2 exons.